AUGAUGACCGACCGAUUUUUACUUUAUAUCCUUUGCGCCAGCCUUGUACCGGGAGCCUGGAGUCAUGGUCAUGGAGGCGGUGAUGUCAGUAUCGAGAGAAUCACUCCUCGUGGAUCAACACGCGAAUCACAUGUGAAGUCCAUUGUCGAAUUCUGGACUCCGGAGCGUAUGGCCUCGGCUGAGCCCAUGGAAGUUGUAAUGAUCAACGGCACCGAUCGAUGGGGACAAUAUGAACGCCAAGAUGGUCCGGAGCAGUGGGUUCCAGGCGUUAUGCCUACUAUAAACGAAAGUUCUGUUCUUCGAUCAUCUAGCGUGCCGUCUACGGUAGGCAAAGUCUUCUUCGUGAUGAAUGGAAGAAAUUAUCUGUGCUCGGCAGCGGUAGUGGUGGCUCCCAAUCGGGACACGGUGCUCACGGCCGCUCAUUGUGUUUUCGACUAUACUUUACAACAAUGGGCCUCAGAUUGGAUUUUUGUGCCACGUUACUCGAGUGGUUCUCAGCCAUUUGGCAAGUGGGUGUGGCGUAAAAUGGCAGCGCUGAAUGCUUGGACUAACAAGCAAAACUAUAAUUAUGACGUGGCUGUUGUACUACUUGAUACAAACUAUCAAGGUCGACAUGUACAAGAGUACACUGGGGCCUUAGGAAUGACUAGAAAUUACAAUAAGAAGGCAUGGAUUCACUCUUUUGGCUAUCCGGUUAACUUUGCAAAUGGUCAAGCCAUGAGUACUUGUGCUGCAUCAUCGAAGUCGGCUUGGUCCCUCUGGUCAGGUGGCUUUUGUGGCGUGAAAAUGUCGUGCGGUAUGAACGGCGGCUCUUCGGGUGGCCCAUGGAUUCAACAAUACAAUACAGACACGCGAUCCGGUCUUCAAACAUCGGUUAACAGUUUUGUCUAUCCUAACGAGCCAGAUGUCAUGUAUGGGCCCUACUUUGGUAAUGAUAUCUGGAACUUGCACGAGAAGUACGAAGGACAAUAA
Molecule: messenger RNA, 972 nt
Organism: Rotaria sp. Silwood2
Lineage: Eukaryota; Metazoa; Rotifera; Eurotatoria; Philodinida; Philodinidae
Source: the annotation of a GenBank genome assembly